AUGCGAGUGCUUUUUCACACUCCGCCGCCCACUUUUCUCCUCUCCGCCUCAUCUGCCCCACGACUCAGCUGUCUCUCCUUCUCUUCACUCGUCGCAACUUGCCACCAACCCCGUCUGCUUGCGUCAGUCUGCUCGUCUGCCUCGGCCAGAUGGGCUCAUCAGCUGAUGCGUCUCCACUCCUCUCACAUUUCGCCUGUAUGUCUGUAUUUGUGUCUAUGUGGGUGUGUGUGUGUGUGUGUGUAUGCAUGUCGGUAUAGACGAGGACACCUUGUUUCGGGCAUUGAGACUACCGACCAAUACUUUGCCUCGCCUCGGCUCGCCUCGCCUCGUCUCCGUCCCAUCCGGUCCUUCCUCGAGCGUCCACGAGACGGUAAAGACGAGGAGACAGCCCAAACGGCCAGUUGA
Molecule: messenger RNA, 405 nt
Organism: Protopolystoma xenopodis
Lineage: Eukaryota; Metazoa; Platyhelminthes; Monogenea; Polystomatidea; Polystomatidae
Source: the annotation of a GenBank genome assembly